Molecule: messenger RNA, 779 nt
Organism: Coregonus sp. 'balchen'
Lineage: Eukaryota; Metazoa; Chordata; Actinopteri; Salmoniformes; Salmonidae
Source: the annotation of a GenBank genome assembly
AUGCACGCACACGUCUGUCUAGAAUUCCUCAGGGAAUCCUGAAGUCAACAGUAGUAAGAAACUUGCAUUUAGUAGUAUGCACCGUGACAGAAAUACCCAACAAGGUAUCACUUACCAUAAUUCCUAAACUAGUGGAGCUGCUGUCUAGUGAGAAACUAAAUGCUGAUGUACGAAAGUUGCUGUUAAUUGUUACAAUACUGUAUGUAAUCAUACGAAAGACAAAGAUGGCUGGAGCAAGUCCUCCUUUACAACAUUAUGCACAGUUUGACUAAACUUCUGUCAGUGGAGAUCUAAGGUGAACCAGAUGUCAUUUUAUUUAAUAUACAUACCUGUACAUGUAUAUUAAAACAUGUAUACACUAACGCAAUAGAGUACCCUAUCCCCUGGCUGAGCUUGUAGAAGGCUCACAUACAGAGAGACUACACCAUUUACAGAUAUUGUUUUAUGUUGACAGCUGCUGUCUGAUUUGAUGAAUAAGAUGGAUGGCAAAAAGCCCUAUCCUGAGAACAUGUUGGGGUUACUACGCUUCAUACGCAACCUACAUGAGCACUAGUAAGUAAGACUAAUGUUUUUCCCAGUACUCAAUGUUUUCAGUCUCUUACCAUUGAAGGUGGCUGAGUGUUUGUUUCUCCUUCUGCAGCGCUGAGGAUUUAGAAUCUGUUGACCUGAUGAAGAUGUUCCCUGAUCUCUUUGGAUGCGUCUACAUGUUAGCCAAGAAACAGGGCUGGAAUUCAAGGCCUGGUCUGAAAAACAUGUUUCAGAGAGAUCUAACCUCAUGA